This is a messenger RNA of Fragaria vesca subsp. vesca, 2962 nucleotides long. Its product is annotated as putative E3 ubiquitin-protein ligase RF298-like. Lineage: Eukaryota; Viridiplantae; Streptophyta; Magnoliopsida; Rosales; Rosaceae. Bases 56 to 2722 code for a protein of 888 amino acids. The transcript has 3 exons. The record is from RefSeq and is a predicted model, not a curated record.
AUAAGUUCUCUGAUCUUCUCAGACUGGUCAUACCUCUGAUUGCUCAAUUCGGAAAAUGGCGUCAAUGGUUGCCAAGGGGAGUAGUUGUACCACUCAACUCUCUCCCUCUAUGACUGUUCAAGAAAAGGGUAGUAGAAACAAGAGGAAGUUCCGAGCUGAUCCACCUUUAGCAGACCCGAAUAAGAUUUUGCCUUUACCUCAAACUGAAUGUGCAGGUUACGAAUUUUCAGCGGAUAAGUUUGAAAUAAGCCACCAGAAUCAUGGACAAACAAGUGUCUGUGACCUGUGUUUUGUGAAUCAAGACCAUUCUGAUGGGUUGAAACUUGACCUUGGGUUGUCCAGUGCUGUUGGUUCAUCUGAGGUUGGGCCAAGCCGGCCUAGAAGGGAAUCAGAGGCAGAUGAGUUUCAAGAUGCUGAUUGGAGUGAUCUCACAGAAACCCAGCUUGAAGAACUUGUUCUGAGUAAUUUGGACACAAUCUUCAAGAGUGCAAUUAAAAAGAUUGUUGCUUGUGGUUACACUGAAGACGUUGCUACAAAGGCUGUUUUGCGGUCUGGUCUUUGUUAUGGGUCUAAAGACACUGUGUCUAAUAUAGUGGAUAAUACUUUAGUUUUUCUUAGGAGUGGCCAAGAAAUUGAUCCUUCAAGGGAGCACUGUUUUGAAGAUUUACAGCAGCUAGAGAAGUACAUAUUGGCGGAACUGGUUUGUGUUCUUCGUGAGAUUAGGCCUUUCUUCAGCACUGGCGAUGCAAUGUGGUGCCUAUUGAUAUGUGACAUGAAUGUCUCUCAUGCUUGUGCAAUGGAUGGUGACCCCAUAAGCAGUUUCCUCAAUGAUGGCACUUCAAAUGGAAGUUCACCCAUUUCAAAUCAACCUCAGUCCAAACUAGAAGCCAAAAAUUCAGAGUUGGGCCUUUUGAAUGCUGGUAAACCGUUUUCAACAAUGUCGGGUUCUCCUAGUUCACAGCCUGAGACAUCUAAACUAAGAAAUUCAGGUAACAAUGGAUUACUCUCAGAAAAAGAGGGCACAAACGGAACAUCUCCAUCUCCUGCUGUAGAGGAAAAGCUUGUGGGCGCUAGAAAGGUCCAUUCUAUUAGUACUAAAAGAGAAUACAUGCUUCGACAAAAGUCACUUCAUUUGGAGAAAAAUUACCGUGCAUAUGGAUGUAAAGGGUCUUCAAGAGCAGGGAAGCUGAGUGGUUUGGGUGGUUUAAUUUUGGAUAAGAAGUUAAAAUCAGUGUCAGACUCAACCGCUCUUAAUUUAAAGAAUGCAUCUUUGAAAAUAAGCAAGGCGAUGGGAGUUGAUUUGCCUAAAGACAAUGGGAACCACAUUCUUUCUUCCAAUGCUGGGCCUUCUUCUCCUGGAGUUUUUAGCGUGGACGCUGAGAAUGCUACUUCGGUUUUGCCUUUAAACAGUUUGUCAUCUAUCUUACCUUCUGCGAAUACUUCAACAGCAUUACCAGCCCCCGUUGCUGCAAAAGCAUUGUCGCCAGCCAAUACUCCACCUGCAUUAUCAGCUGCUGAUACUGAGCUUUCUCUUUCGCUGCCAACAAAAAGCAGCACUACCCCAGUGCCUGUUAGCUUUAACUCAGAUACCCCGAAUUCUAUUUUUGCUGGGAUACCUUUUGAUAAGUCCUUGGGGCAGUGGGUACCCAGGGACAAAAAAGAUGAGAUGAUUUUGAAGUUGGGUCCUAGGGUGCGGGACCUGCAAAAUCAGCUGCAGGAGUGGACAGAGUGGGCUAACCAGAAGGUUAUGCAGGCUGCCCGUAGGCUAGGUAAGGACAACGCUGAACUUAAGUCAUUAAGGCAAGAAAAAGAAGAAGUUGAACGGCUGAAGAAAGAGAAGCUGACAUUGGAGGAGAACACCAUGAAGAAACUCGCUGAGAUGGACAAUGCAUUGUGCAAGGCCAGUGGUCAAGUUGAAAAAGCAAAUUCGGCCGUCCGGAGACUUGAAGUGGAGAAUGCUGCACUAAGGCAGGAAAUGGAGGCUGCCAAGUUACGCGCUGCAGAGUCGGCUGCAAGCUGUCAAGAGGUAUCAAAGAGGGAGAAGAAGACACUCAUGAAAUUUCAAUCAUGGGAAAAGCAGAAAGCCUUGUUCAACGAAGAACUUGUCACAGAAAAACGCAAGUUAAAACAGCUGCUACAGGAAUUAGAGCAAGCCAGAGAUCUCAAGGAACAAUUGGAGGCUAGAUGGCAACAAGAGGAGAAAUCAAAGGAAGAACUACUUGAGCAGGCAAGUUCAAUAAGAAAAGAAAGGGAACAACUUGAGGCUUCAGCAAAAACCAAGGAGGAUCAGGUCAAGCUGAAAGCAGAAAGCAAUCUGCAGAAGUACAAAGAUGAUAUCCAGAAUCUCGAGAAAGAAAUCUCCCAGUUGAGACUCAAGAGUGAUUCUUCGAAGAUUGCAGCCCUUCGGAGGGGUGUAGAUGGAAGUUAUGCCAGCAAGGUAACAGAUGUUGAAAAUAGUCUGGAUCAGAAGAGCUCCCAGAUGCCAUAUAUCUCAGAAGUAGUGAAGGAUCUGCAUGACUACUCCGAGACAGGAGGGGUGAAACGCGAAAGGGAGUGUGUGAUGUGCCUCUCCGAGGAAAUGUCUGUGGUUUUCCUCCCAUGUGCCCAUCAAGUGGUCUGCAGAACUUGCAACGAGCUCCAUGAGAAACAGGGUAUGAAGGACUGUCCAUCGUGCAGGAGCCCCAUACAAUGGCGUAUUUCUGUACGUUAUGCUCGAUCUUAAACUAUCUUAUGGGAUCAAGUGAGUGUUCUGAAUAAAGAUUGUUGGACUCCUAUGAACUGAAUAAAUGCGUUUGGAUCACUCCUUUAUAAGUUUUGACAGACAAGUUUGCCUUGUAUUCCAAUGUUGAUGCUGUUGGUUGGAUAAUUUUCUCACCAUUUGCUCAACAAUGCACUAGUUUGAAAUCAAUAGGGGCUAUGUGUUGUAGCCUUAAAUUUUGAUCUCAUAUCACAGUUUCGGUUC